Messenger RNA from Cicer arietinum (chickpea), 1532 nucleotides. RefSeq names its product protein CANDIDATE G-PROTEIN COUPLED RECEPTOR 2. Gene Ontology annotation, biological process: G protein-coupled receptor signaling pathway. Gene Ontology annotation, cellular component: plasma membrane. Lineage: Eukaryota; Viridiplantae; Streptophyta; Magnoliopsida; Fabales; Fabaceae. The record is from RefSeq and is a predicted model, not a curated record. Gene Ontology annotation, molecular function: G protein-coupled receptor activity.
AGGUCCAGCUUCACCUUAACAAAUAUGAAUUAAGUUUUAUCUCUUUUUACGCACUGAAUUAUAAGUUAUUAAAAAAAAAUAAUUCCUAUGUAUGAUUAGCAAUAAAGUAUGUAAGAACACCGACGUUAACAGUAGUCGUCUUGAAUAAGGAAAUUCCAAAGCUCACCCAAACAAACACAAACCCAAAGGCAAAAAAGAAAAAAAAAUCAAUCAUCCACGUUUCUGAGUUUCUGAGUUUUAAGAAUUCACAUCUUACUGUUCCGCAACCUCAACCCAUUUCUUCAACUACACUCAAAUUAAUCACUAGUCUUACUAUUUUGUUCCUCGAUUUCAAUUCUCCGCAUAAGUUUGGGAUUAGGGUUUUUCAAUUUCCAGAAACCGAUAAUUUCUCGUACAAAUGGUUGAACAAUCGGUGCUAUCAAUAACGAAUGAAGGUUCUGAUUCUUCUAGAAAAGUAUUAUCAAAGGGAUUCCUCGAUUGGGUUUUCCAGUGUCACGGGUUCUGGCACAAUGCUGUUUUGAUCAUCGCUUCGUUUCUCUUCGUUUUGUAUUUGGCACUUCAAGCUAAGAAGUGCUUUAUAAAGCUCUCCCAUGGCCGCUCUUACAUCAUUAUCUCUUAUUACGCUUCUCUCUGGCUUGUCAGCAUCCUCAAUCUCGCUUGGUGCUUUUCCCAGGUAUGGGAGUGCUCUCCUGGGAAAGAGCUCGCUUGGAACUUGUUAUCCUUGUUUACAUCUUCUGGAAUGCUGUUUCUGGAAGUGAGCUUGCUGGCUUUUUUACUUCAGGGGAAUAAUGCUAGUGGUGUAGAAGCUUUGACACGAACUUUUGGUAUAUCUGGUAUCAUUGUUGGUUUUGAUGUCUUGUUAAAGGCUAUAUAUCUGUUUGCGUUUGGGAUCCCAUUGUUCAUCGACACUGAUUACAGUACUCCUCGCGUGAAGUGGAACUUGUGGGUUGUCCACAAGCUGGUCCUGACUGUUGUUUAUGGGCUCAUAUUGUUCAUGUAUCAUUCUAGGUGGAGAGAAAGGAUACCCGCAAGACCUGCGUUCUACAAGUAUGUUAUUGUUAUGUUCAUCUUGAAUGCAAUUGCAUUGUUUGCUUGUGGGCUUACUGGAAACGGCGCUGCUUUUGGUUUCUGGUUUUAUCAUGUCACUGUUGUGUGUUACCAUGCCUUUUAUCUUCCACUGCUCUAUAUUACAUUUCUGGCAGACUUUUUUCAGGAGGAAGAUUUUCACAUGGAGAAUGUGUAUUACUCUGAAAUGAAAGAUGCUGGUUUCUUCGAAUCAGAUUGGGAGUGAUGUGGUAUUAAAUGUUAGAUUAGAUUAAUAAGUCCUCAAUUUAUUAAUUGCAGGCCAGGACAUACCUUUCACAAAAUAUGUAAAUAAAGUAAAUAUGUUUGUAGAUUGCUUUGUAUAACUUUAAUAUUUUUGGAAGAAAAAAAAGUUCGUAGAUAGUAACCUCCUUGAGUGUUUGAUGACCAGAUUACAAUCACCACAGGUUUCAGUAACAUUUGCAUGUUCUAUGAGGAUUUAUGUUAAA